GAUCAAAAUAUAUAAACCAAUAACAGGCCAAGUUCUCUACUUUCCACCGGAGCAUUUUCGCCCCAAACUCAUCAGAUCUCAGUGUUCUCUCAGAAAGGAAGAGAAAAUGAGCAGCCGUUCAAGUAGAACUAUAUACGUGGGGAACCUUCCAGGCGAUAUCCGGGAGAGAGAGGUUGAAGAUUUGUUCAGUAAGUAUGGACCUGUUGUUCAAAUCGAUCUGAAGAUCCCACCAAGGCCUCCUGGCUAUGCCUUCGUCGAGUUUGAGGAUCCUCGGGAUGCUGAUGAUGCAAUUCAUGGUCGUGAUGGAUAUGACUUUGACGGCCAUUGUUUACGGGUGGAGCUAGCACAUGGUGGGAGGCGUUCAUCUAAUGAUGCUCGUAGUAGUUACGGUCGUGAUGGUGGAGACCGUGGGCGUGGACCAUCUAGGAGAUCUGAGUUCCGUGUUCUUGUGUCAGGUUUGCCUUCAUCUGCUUCCUGGCAAGACCUCAAGGAUCACAUGCGUAAAGGAGGAGAAGUCUGUUUCUCUCAAGUCUACCGUGAUGGUAGAGGUACAACUGGAAUUGUAGAUUACACCAGCUACGAGGACAUGAAGUAUGCGAUUAAAAAGCUCGAUGACACAGAGUUUAGGAAUGCGUUUUCUCGUGGAUAUGUCCGGGUUCGAGAAUAUGAUUCAAGGAGGGAUUCGAAAAGCCCCAGCCGUGGAAGAUCUUAUUCUAAAAGCCGUAGCCGUAGUCGCAGCCGUGGGCGGAGCCACAGUCGUAGCCGCAGCAGGAGCAGGAGCCCAAAGGCUAAAUCUUCCCGUAGAUCGCCUGCAAAAUCUACGUCAAGAUCCCCUCGUUCCCGCUCAAAGUCAAGGUCACCACCUCCGCGAGGAUCUCGUUCAAGGUCAACAUCUCCUCUGCCUUUUGUUCAGAAGGAAGCAAGUAAGAGCCCUAGCAAGCUGAGUCCAGCCAAGAGCCCUAUGCGUAGCAGGAGCAAGAGCAGAAGCAGGAGUCCAGCUCGGUAAACAAACAGAGAAAAGUUAUCUCAUAAUCAGGUAAAAAGAAGCUUGGUUUUGUAGGAAGAUUCUCCUAAGGAUCAUAUUUAUGUUAUGUUGUUUCGUUUGGUUAUAACUCCAGUACGGAAACAAGUUCUACUUCUCUCGAGAUUUUAACUUUUGUUUUAAUAUUUUAAUAUACAUUGCAGCAAUGUUUUUUUUUUGAUCAAAAUACAUUGCAACAAUAUAUGUUCUAUUAUAUAAUUGAUUAUUCA
Messenger RNA from Brassica napus (rape), 1251 nucleotides. RefSeq names its product serine/arginine-rich-splicing factor SR34-like. Lineage: Eukaryota; Viridiplantae; Streptophyta; Magnoliopsida; Brassicales; Brassicaceae. The coding region runs from base 107 to 1006 and encodes 299 amino acids. The transcript has 13 exons. Gene Ontology annotation, cellular component: ribonucleoprotein complex; nucleus; cytoplasm. The record is from RefSeq and is a predicted model, not a curated record. Gene Ontology annotation, molecular function: mRNA binding.